AUGACCGCCACGAACAGGCCGACCAGCUUGGAAGCCGCAGACAAAUUCGUUACAUUCGUCAACGCGUCACCAACUCCGUUCCAUGCAGUCCAAAACGCCUCGUCUAUGCUUGAGAAGGCUGGAUUUACUAAGCUAGUUGAGGAUGAGAAGUGGAACCUGAAGGGUGGCGGAAAAUACUUCUUUACAAGAAACCAAGCCUCUUUACUGGCGUUCACCUUACCACAGAAGUGGGAACCUGGAACAGGAGCUUCCAUAGUGGCUACUCACGUCGAUAGUCCUAACCUUCGCAUAAGACCCGUAUCCAAGAAGUCUAGCGCGGGGUAUCUCCAGGUUGGUGUAGAGACGUAUGGAGGUGGAAUUUGGCACUCAUGGUUGGAUCGUGAUUUGUCCAUUGCUGGUCGAGUCAUCAUCUCCGAUGGCUCAGGCAACUUCAACUCAAAACUGAUAAAAGUCAACCGACCGUUAAUCCGGAUUCCAACAUUGGCCAUUCAUCUUGAACGUGGCGUUAAUGACUGUUUCAAGUUCAACCAAGAGACCGAGAUGGUACCAGUGCUCGGCCUUAUCUCAGCGCAAUUGAACGCACCGAAAGAAGAAAAGAAGACGGAAGAAGUGAAAUUGGCAUCGAGCAUACGAGACGACCAUCAUCCAGCCCUACUUUCCGUACUCGCAGAGGAACUUUCUGUAAAACCAGAGCAGAUCCAUGAUUUUGAACUGCACCUAUAUGACACUCAGCCGUCUACUCUAGGCGGUGUCAACAAUGAAUUCAUCUUCAGCCCAAGAAUGGACAACCUUGUAUCCUCAUUUUGCGCCGUGGAGGCGUUGACACAGAUGGCGUCGUAUGAAUCCUUCCCACACUUGGAAGGGAAUGUUAAUGUUAUCGCUCUCUUCAACCACGAGGAAGUCGGGUCGGUCUCUUCAACCGGCGCGGAAUCUUCAAUUAUUCCAUCCCUUCUCAAUCGAUUGUCACCAAAUGCUGAAGCGCUAAAUCAGUCCAUCGCUCGGUCUUUCCUCAUCUCUGCUGAUAUGGGACACGCCGUUCAUCCGAAUUAUACGAGUAAACAUGAGGAGAACCAUAAGCCAGUGAUGAACGGAGGAAUUGUGUUAAAAAUUAAUGCAAAACAGAGAUAUACAACGGAUUCAAUUGGUGCCUUCCUUGUGAGAAGGCUGGUUGAGCGAAAAGGUGGCAGGGUCCAGGUGUACGAGGUCCGCAACGACAUGUCUUGCGGAUCGACAGUCGGGCCAAUGCUCUCAAAAAUUGGCGUGAGAACAGUCGACGUCGGAAAUGCGAUGCUUUCAAUGCAUUCUAUCCGGGAAACGGCAGGCAGUCACGACGUUCAACACGCAAUUGAUCUCUUCUCAUCCUUAUUUGAAGGAUUUGCAACCCUCGACAAAACCCUUUCGUUAGAAUAGUCGAAGAUAACUUUU
This is a messenger RNA of Fomitiporia mediterranea MF3/22, 1425 nucleotides long. RefSeq names its product aspartyl aminopeptidase. The transcript has 10 exons. NCBI's taxonomy places the organism in Eukaryota, Fungi, Basidiomycota, Agaricomycetes, Hymenochaetales, Hymenochaetaceae. The record is from RefSeq and is a predicted model, not a curated record. Bases 1 to 1410 code for a protein of 469 amino acids. Gene Ontology annotation, biological process: proteolysis. Gene Ontology annotation, molecular function: zinc ion binding; aminopeptidase activity. Gene Ontology annotation, cellular component: fungal-type vacuole.